UGAUCGUCUGCGCAGUUGUCACCAAUGUGCUCUGGUCGAAUCCACGUGCUGCAGGCAUUGGCCUGCACACUGAAAAUCGAAUGAAAACCUGGCGGCACUUUGGCUCGAAGGGGGCAUGGGCGGAGGGAGGGAUAACGAUGACGACGUGGAAGGCUGAGGAGGGGCCGCGCCCACUGGGGAGGCCUUAAACCCAUGGCCCUGCACUGUUACGGCUGCAGAGCCCAUGCGCCAGGAGAGCUCAAUUCUCUUCUGGAAAAUACAUCUCGACAACACUGUGAAUGUCGAAAGAGAGAGAGAGAGAGAGAGAGAGAGAGAGAGAGAGAGGAGAGGAGGAGCAGGAGGAGCAGGAGGAGGAGGAGGAGCCACCAGGGAGUGGUGACAAACAGAAGAACUGCGGACCAGGCACGCUCACCACAGCACGCACAACAGGAGCCCCGCCCCGCGGCCCCCCAAAUCUGGGCCAACGGAGAAAAACAGCAAAAACAUGCGCCGUCCUUGCCACUGAGGAGAAACCAAAAGGUACCGAUACCGCUACAGCAGGAUGGAGGACUGAGGCUUGGAGGCUUGGGCAAGGGACCUGAGGACGCGUCCGCUCCAUGCCCAGCGGUGGCGGUUCAGCGCGGGGCGCAACCCCCGCAGGCAGCCCCAAAUCGGCCCCCGUCGCGGGCAAGCAUUGCCGCGCGACGUCGGCCAGCGCCACCCGCCGCAGAAAAAACAGACCUCCGGCACACGGGCGCGGACAGGUUGACGUUGACCCCCCCUCUCCCAGGAGGCGCAACAAAAAGGGGGGGGGAGGGAAGGGGUGGCGGCAUGGUUACCUCUUCCUCCUCUGACCCGUUCCCGCCGAAUCCUCACGGCAGCAGUGGCAGGCAACUGUGGCUCGCGGCCGUCGGCCUACCACAGAACCUCAUCUGGCCGUUCCUCCGCGGGGCGGGCGCCGAGCCGGGGCUCGUUGGCGGAGUCGCCGUGUCCGGUGGCACCGCGGCAGCAAUGCCGGCAUCCGCAGCCGCGAGGAAAGCGGCUAUCGGCUUUGCCCGCCCGGCGUUCUCGCCAGGCGUCGCGCUCUCCUCGGCACCGGGA
Molecule: messenger RNA, 1080 nt
Organism: Prorocentrum cordatum
Lineage: Eukaryota; Dinophyceae; Prorocentrales; Prorocentraceae
Source: the annotation of a GenBank genome assembly